Molecule: messenger RNA, 324 nt
Organism: Colletotrichum karsti
Lineage: Eukaryota; Fungi; Ascomycota; Sordariomycetes; Glomerellales; Glomerellaceae
Exons: 1
Coding region: 1-324 (107 amino acids)
Source: RefSeq, a predicted model, not a curated record
AUGUCCGGCAUGCACUCUACCUUCUCUACCUCCAUCACCGGCGACAAGCAGCAUAGCUACGCCGUCCUCUCAGCCAUCCAGCAAGGAUCGGCGGCCGAGAGCUCCCAGACACAAUUCUCUUCCGGUCAACAACAUCCGAAAGAGUUUGACGCCGCCUCGGUCUCCAGCUUCGGUAGCUCCGUCUCUCUGUUGAAGGACAAACGCCACCGCUCCCAUAACAAGUCCUUAACCGCCAAGAAGUCUUCAUCUCUGGUUGCCCGCCAACGAGCCGCCGAGGACGCCAACGCCCAGGUCCUUAAAAACCAAGUACGCCUUUCUAUUUAG